Striga asiatica is the source of this 1340-nucleotide messenger RNA. The record is from the annotation of a GenBank genome assembly. Lineage: Eukaryota; Viridiplantae; Streptophyta; Magnoliopsida; Lamiales; Orobanchaceae.
CUCAAAUAUAGUUAACCCGUCCAUCUUCGUCAGAUUCAAAUCCGCUUCUCUCUCUCUCUCUCUUAAAUAAUCAUUUCUCCAUUUUAUUUAUAUCCUACUCCUAAACCUCCACAGACAUUGUUCCCGGGAUUCUUUGGUGUUUAGCAAAAUUGAGCUCCAGAUAACAGAAAGCAAAAUCAAUGGAGGCCGGAUACAAUCCUAGAACUGUUGAAGAAGUUUUUAGGGAUUUUAAGGGUCGAAGAGCUGGAAUUGUCAAAGCCCUUACUACAGAUGUUGAAGAAUUUUACCAGCAGUGCGAUCCUGAGAAAGAGAAUCUAUGCUUGUAUGGAUUUCCUAGCGAGCAAUGGGAGGUGAAUUUGCCAGCUGAGGAAGUACCUCCUGAACUCCCUGAGCCUGCUCUGGGCAUCAACUUUGCUAGAGACGGAAUGCAAGAAAAGGACUGGCUAUCACUAGUUGCUGUCCACAGUGAUACUUGGCUGCUUGCUGUUGCCUUCUAUUUUGGUGCUAGAUUUAAAUUUGAUAAAACUGACAGGAAGCGACUAUUCAACAUGAUCAAUGACCUCCCUACUGUGUUUGAAGUCGUGACUGGUGCAGCCAAGAAGCAGCAGAAAGAGAAAUCUUCAGUCUCAAAUCACAGUAGCAGCAAGUCUAAGUCGAACUCCAAAUCAGUAUGGAAAAUGGGUUCUCAGUUGCGAGCAUCUGAAACUCAGCCAAAGAUUCCAAAGCAGCCACAGCCGAAAGACGAGGAUGAGGACUUGGAUGAACACGAGGAAGAAGAAAACGAGGAAGAGGAAGAAGAGGAUGAGCAUGGGGACACAUUGUGCGGCGCUUGUGGGGACAACUAUGCUUCGGACGACACUUUCUGGAUAUGCUGUGACAUAUGCGAGAAGUGGUUUCACGGCAAGUGUGUCAAAAUUACCCCUGCAAGGGCUGAGCACAUCAAGCAGUACAAAUGCCCCUCAUGCAGCACCAACAAGAGGGCACGCCCGUAAAUGUUUGUGGCGAAAAAAGAAAGAGCUCGAUUUUUAUUCGUCCUGGCCAAUUAGGUUUAUUGUUUCUUGUUUGACGUGUUGCGUAUGGUUAACUAGUGUUGAAAACUGUGAAUGGAUAUGGAUAAUUAUGGUCGGGUUUGGUUUUGACUGUUUUGGUGGUACAGUUGGUAUUUGUUUGUUUAGUUGGACUACAUUUCGUUUCUCUUUUCAAAUAGGUGUUCUUUCUUUUUCAUGAUCUGGUUCAAAAUUAUAUAUUUUGCUUUUUGUUGAAAUGCAUUGUAGUGAUGUGUGGCAUGUUAGAAGUGCUUGCAAAUUUUCUGGGAUAAGCAAAUCAGUUUAAUCUAUUUG